AAAAUCCCUUUCUCUCUUAUAUUUCUCUCUGUUCAAAACCCUAAUUCUGUGUAUUCCGUUUGGGACUCGAAUUUCCUCUCUCUCCCACAGACAACUCUGAUCGUGCAUCCUCUGUCGUACAAUUUCGAUCUCUCAACACCUCCAUCCUCUCUACAGAUAUUUGGAGUUUAUGCAAAUGUAAAGUGAAGGGUGAAUCCUGGUGCGGUGGUACAAUUGCUUUAUUGCAACGUACUGGUUCUAACCAGGGAAGCAACUUUUUUUCUCAAGAUGACCACGCCUCAAAUGCAGGAGCCUUGUGUACAUGAGAAAUGUCUCCAGCAUCCAGGUCUAAGUCCAAGGACAAAAAGGUUGGCAAGGAUACACAGAAGGCAUCUUCAAAGCUUUCUAGUACUCCUAAUGCAAGUAGUGGUGUACCAGCCAGUGCAUACAAUCCACAUUUAGGAACGUUUCAUGCCCUUGAAACAGCGCCAACAUCCUCUGCUUCACCUCUACAUGCUAAUGGUCGUUUCCGCAACAUAGAUGAAACAGAAGAGCCAUAUGGAAGCUCACUUGGAGCCGGGGCCGAAUAUGAUUCUGUUUCCAACAAUGAUAGUUGGUCAGGGGAGUCAGAAGAUCACAAAGAGAAACCUCCUGCCAGGCAGGAAGUAAUACCAGGGGCUGAUGGUGACAAGCGGGAUAAAAUCCGCCAGAAGAAUGAGAAGAAGCAUCAGCGCCAGAAGGAGAGGCGCACCCAAGAAUUGCAUGAGCGAUGCAGUGGCUAUCUCAUGUCAAGAAAACUGGAAAAACUUGCUCAACAGCUUGUGUCAAUGGGAUUUCCUCACGAGCGUGCAACUAUGGCGCUGAUAUUCAAUGAGGGCAAAGUAGAGCAAUCUAUUGCUUGGAUCCUUGAAGAAGGUGAAGAAGUUGAUAAGCACCGGGAUCAUAAUCUUGGUGGGGGUAAUUUGAAAAUUGAUAUAUCAGAAGAGCUUUCCCAGAUUGCAAAUUUGGAGAUGAAAUACAAAUGCACGAAGCAAGAGGUUGAAAGAGCUAUCAUUACAUGUGAAGGUGAUCUUGAGAAGGCAGAAGAGUACUUGAGAGCACUAAAGCAAGCACCUUCUGCUCCGAUGAAGCCUGAAGAAAGUGGUGAUCCUCCAACUCUUAGCAAUGGUAAGGUUUCUGUAGCAGUUAGCCAGAGUGCAGUGAGGCUGCAACCAAAACCCAAUUUACUUGCUACAAUUCAGCAAAGAAGAGAUGAAAAGGAAAACCAUGUGAAAACAGCAGGUUUAGUUGGAGUAUCCUCAGAACCAGGAAGUAAAAGUGUGCAACCUUUGAAGAGAAUUCAACCAAAGUUGGAGUGGGCAAAACAACAGCAGAUUGCCGUGCCUACUGAGAAAAGGUGGACAACUGCUGGAUCAAAUCCUUCUGCAUCUUACUCUUUGGCAUCAUCUUUGCUGGUGUCACCUCCACCAGCCAAUGCCGAAACUCGUUAUGUGGCUGUUGCUAAUGAAUACAAAAACAUUCAACCUGGAACAGUUAGGGAACCAGUUGUUAUGAUGCAGAGACCUCAAUCUUUAAAUACAAAGCAGGUUUUAGCCACCGGCAUAAGUUCAUCGCCUCCUGGAUCGGCUGCAAGUUGGCAUCCUACUAACAGCGUUGAAAUUAUGAAGUCCAGUGGGUUGAUGCCUCAUAUUCCUACUUCAAGAAGCCUCAGUCCAGGCAAUUUGAACUCUCAUCAGUUGUAUCAGCAACACCAUUAUCAAGAACAGCAACAUUUUGUUCCUAGCAAUGGGCCAGGAGAUUUGCCUGGAGCUAGCCGAGGAAAUGGUUUAUGGAGUAGAACGGGUACAUCCCCUACUCUUGCUCCUGCCUCCUCACUUGGACUAUUCUCUGGGUUGGGUUCUACUGGUUCUUCAGGUGCCUCUUCUCCUAUUGACUGGAGCACACCUGGCUCAAUGGCGCAUUUUGAUUACACCAACAUAGACUGGAGCUUGAAUCCAGGAGCAGGGUUGUCUUCACAGGGUCCUAGUGGUUUGUGGCUAGGAACAGGAACCAUGAGGAACAACACUCUCUUAUAUGAUUCCAAUGUUUCUGGAAUGGCUGCCAAGAUGACUAUGAGAUCGGUGCCUAAUGGAAAUAGAAUACCGGUAGCAGGAUUGCAAGAUGGUGGAGCCUCUGCUGCUGAGGCUCCUGCAUCUAGUUCCCGAGAGUGGACUUCACCAUUUGAAGGGAAAGAUCUUUUUAGUAUACCAAGGCAGUUUGUUUCUUCUCCUUCUCUGUAGGGGUGGGUGGUUACAAUUUCAGUGAAUAAUAUGAAAAAGAACUGGGAAGUGCUUGGAUUUGAUCUUC
Messenger RNA from Tripterygium wilfordii, 2325 nucleotides. RefSeq lists its product as uncharacterized. Gene Ontology annotation, molecular function: protein binding. Lineage: Eukaryota; Viridiplantae; Streptophyta; Magnoliopsida; Celastrales; Celastraceae. The transcript is spliced from 3 exons. Bases 309 to 2258 code for a protein of 649 amino acids. The record is from RefSeq and is a predicted model, not a curated record.